AUGGAGAAAGCCAACCACAGCUCCUUCUCGGGCUUCAUUCUUCUUGGCUUCUCCAGCAGGCCCCAGCUGGAGUCUGUACUCUUCCUUGUCAUCCUGGUCUUCUACUUUCUGAGCCUUCUAGGCAACAGCACGAUUAUGUUUCUGUCCCUUGUGGAUCCUCGCCUCCACACUCCCAUGUACUUCUUCCUCUCCAAUCUCUCCUUUAUGGAUCUCUGCUUGACCACCUGCACUGUCCCUCAGACACUGGUCAACUUCAGGGGCAGGGGCAAGACCAUCAGCUAUGGUGGCUGUGUGGCCCAGCUGUUCAUCGCCUUGGGGCUUGGGGGAGUGGAGUGUGUGCUCUUGUCUGUGAUGGCCUACGACCGCUAUGCAGCUGUCUGCCGCCCGCUGCACUACACGGUGGUCAUGCACCCCCAGCUGUGUUUGCGGCUUGUCGUGACUGCCUGGAUGACGGGGUUCAGUAACUCUGUGGUGCAGACGGCGAUGACCAUGACUCUGCCCCUCUGUGGUAAGAACCAGCUGGACCAUUUCUUCUGUGAAGUCCCGGUGAUGCUCAAACUGGCCUGCACCGACACCUCCAUCAACGAGGCUGAGCUCUUCGCCGUCAGCGUCUUCUUCUUGGUGGUGCCUCUGUCUCUCAUCCUGGUGUCCUAUGGCCACAUUGCUCAUGCAGUUCUGAAGAUGAAGUCGGCCCAGGGCAGGCGGAAGGCUUUUGGGACCUGUGGCUCCCACCUCCUGGUGGUGGUCAUUUUCUUUGGUACUCUCAUUUCCAUGUACCUCCAGCCACCCUCCAGUUACUCACAGGAUGUGAACAAAAGCAUAGCUCUCUUCUACACUCUGGUGACUCCUCUGCUGAACCCCCUCAUCUAUACCCUGAGGAACAAGGAAGUCAAAGGUGCGCUGAAGAGACUAGUAGUGGGGAGAACCGUGGGCUCGAGAGAGAGCUAG
Molecule: messenger RNA, 948 nt
Organism: Sciurus carolinensis (gray squirrel)
Lineage: Eukaryota; Metazoa; Chordata; Mammalia; Rodentia; Sciuridae
Product: putative olfactory receptor 2B8
Exons: 1
Coding region: 1-948 (315 amino acids)
Biological process (GO): G protein-coupled receptor signaling pathway
Cellular component (GO): membrane
Molecular function (GO): olfactory receptor activity; G protein-coupled receptor activity
Source: RefSeq, a predicted model, not a curated record